Molecule: messenger RNA, 1312 nt
Organism: Etheostoma spectabile (orangethroat darter)
Lineage: Eukaryota; Metazoa; Chordata; Actinopteri; Perciformes; Percidae
Exons: 6
Coding region: 341-1312 (323 amino acids)
Source: RefSeq, a predicted model, not a curated record
AUUUAUGAACUAGUCCUUCUCAGAGGCCGAUUUCUUUUAUUUUCUCAGCCUGACUGGGAGGUAUAAUUAUGGGUGUUCAACAUAUAGGAGAAUCCAAAGACAUGUUACAGUUAUGUGUUAUGGAGGUUGGAUGUAGAUGUGACUUUGUGUUUGUGGUUUUUUCUUUCAACUGAAUAUGAGGAAUCACAGGACAUGUUUAAACACAUUCUAAUUUGUACUUUAUGAGUCAUAAAGCUGAAGUUGUCAUGUUGUUCCGAAGGUUCCGUUGUCCAUUAUGACCCCAUAAUGGUUCUGGAAUCCUACAUCACAAAAGUCUACAGGAGAGAACAUUUCAGUUCUAAUGGUCAUUCCAAUAUCUUCACGCGUUGAGUACAGACACAGAGAGACAUCCCGUUUUGAACUGUUUUAUUCAACAAGUAUUUCAAAGAUGUUUGGAAAAAGCAACAUGCGGAGGCCAAGUCACAGCACGUGUGAUGUAGGUGGCGAGGAUCCUCUAAUUAAAGAGAUCAGUACAGCAAUGGCCAGACUUUCCCUAAGUGGAAAGACUGAGCUAGAGUCCAGGUCCUCCAACAGCCACAUAUCUAAUAAUGAGGCCCAGGACAAAACCAGUACCCCAAAAAGGAGAUGGGAUGAUCUGGAAUCGGGCGGUAUCAGACGGCCAGACAGCCUCGGCCCAGAGACAAAGAGAAAAAGAGUGGACACAACGGCGAUAAACAAGUCUUUCUGGGUGAGUAUUGGUUGCACCAUAGCUUUUCAAAGGAAAUAUGUGAGUGCUUUUCAGUACAGGGCCAUUGAAGAAGAAGUCAAGCAGACUUUGCCACCUGAGGCACAGAAGAAGAUGGCUACACCCAAAAUGUGUCCCAUUCCCACCACAUAUUUAAAGGACAAAGACAAACUGUCCUAUAAAAGGAAGUGGGAAGAUGUCGAUGCAGCCGGUAUCAGAAGGCCAGACAACCUCGGUCCUCAAAAAAAGAGGAGAAGAGUGGUCCGGAAACGUGUUCAGGCAGACGCUGACAUUGUCAUGAUUGCAAUGCCAAAAAAGAAAAAUAGAAGAAGAAACAGGAGAAGACAUGUGAAGCCUGUACAGAGUGCAAAGGAAUGGCGACACCCAGAACUGUCGGGUCACAAGGGACCUGGAGAAAAGACCUGGAGAGGAGGGCGCAAGAAGGCAAAGCAUGACGUGAGGCAGAAGGAACGCAGAAACAUGCGUCACCAGGGCGCCGUCAGUGGGAAACACCUGGUCCGAUGUGCCGGGCCCCGGGCCAAGGGAGGGCCCAAAAGGUCCCUUGGCCAAAAAGUCCUGGGCACAUGA